Molecule: messenger RNA, 3317 nt
Organism: Schistosoma haematobium
Lineage: Eukaryota; Metazoa; Platyhelminthes; Trematoda; Strigeidida; Schistosomatidae
Exons: 4
Coding region: 1969-2400 (143 amino acids)
Source: RefSeq, a predicted model, not a curated record
GCUGAUUCUCGGGAUGGUGAAGCUCCUAUAUGAUGCCCGACUGGCCAGACUAAACCUAUUUCCAUUGUCAUAUAAAAGAACGAGAGGUGACUCGACCACAGAUUUUAGAUUACUUAGUGGUAAAUUUGCAUCUGAUAUGCCCUCACUCUUCCUGUCUUUCGGAACAGAAAACUUACGAGGACACUCUAAAGCGUUCACAAUCCCAGAACAGAUUACUUGUCAGCUGACUAUCGACUUCCCCAUCGAAUCAUCAACGAAUGGUAUGCAUUAAAUCAACACGUGAUUGAAGCUCGAUCUGUCUACGCUUUCAAAAGAAAGUUGAAUCAACUGAGAGACCACUACUGCCAAGACUAACGGAAGCUUCCUGAUCUUCUGUCCUUUUCAAACUGGAACUGAAUUGGCAUGUGUUGUUAUUUACAUCAUCAGAUAGCGCGCUCUAAAUACUGUGUGCGUUACAAUGUCAUGAAAGGCAGUCCUAAUUCCAGAAAGUUAUGGCUUCUGAAGAACUCAAUAACCUAAGAAAACCAUCUGCAAGACGUUCGAAACCUAAUAUGGCGGCUCUAGUAGACCAGCAGAGGCUUUUCGAAAAUCCUUGGAGUCGGAAGCCCUUAUUCCAGCUAGAAUCACUCGUACCAGUUGUCUCUUUGCAUGAUGUAGGAUCUCACCCAAGUAGUAUUGAACGGGUUGAUAUGACUUCAACAUCCCUUGCUGAAAAACGUUUCCUCAAACAUCCAUCUGUUAGUUUCAAAAUACACAAGUUUUGUUUUGUACUCUUACUCUAUUUUGUCACCCAGUUUUGAGCAAUUGUACGGGGGUUCGUCUUCCCGAAAUUAGUUGAUGUAAAAGUGAUAGCUGUUUAACUUACUACUGAAAUGUUAUGUUUAACAGUUUUUUAAUAUAGCCCUUCAAUAUGUGUAGCGAUGAGCCUAGUUUGCUUGGUUAUAUGCGUCUGAAUGCAUCACUUGCGUAACGAAGUCUGGUCACACCGCUGAUUCAUAGGUACUCAAUUAAUUCUGGGAUCCUAUUUUUUUCAUUUACUGUGACCAGGAAGUCUUUCCCUUUUAACAUGAAUUAACCACAUUCACUGGCUUAAUAAAAUGUUGGUAUGUCUUAGCCGUGUAACUCUGCUUCCUACUACCUUCGUCGUACUCUGGUAAGCGCAUCUACAGAAGUUUGAGAUAACAGAUCAUGGUUCUUAUCAUGUGAAUUGAUAGUUAUGCAACAUUAACUAGCUUCUACUUUGUUUGAGACUUUCCCAUUUAUAUUAGCAUCGUUUUCUUUGUGGUUUUGUUCUGUUUUAGAAAUAUUUCGAACACCCCUAGUCAAAUAUAAUAAAUAUAGUGGUUUUUUAAACAUUACAUAUAUAUUAGUCUCGUCCUAAAGCUUUUCGUUAACAUGUGAUAUAUCACUUCUCGAGUGAGUUUAUUUUGUAAUAGUGGGGAUCCGGGUAUAUCCAAACAAAAAUCUCUUAGGACAGCAUUAAUGUUAAAACCAGAUUACCUUCAGCCUAAUUAAUGGGUAUAAGCAGUUAAUGAAGUGACUGCUUUAAAUAGUGCACAUUACUUAAUCUUGUGAAACUUGGGAGUUGUGUUACUGCUAACCGGUCAAACAGCAAAUAAAUGUUCUAUCGGUUUCUUACUUUGUACUUUUAUUAUUUCACAUGCUCUCAGUCUGUUUUCGUCAUAUGAUUUCAUUAUAAAUUCUAUUCAAUUCGAAUCCUUUUCCAUCAUUUUUCGGCAUAAUGUUCUUUUGCUGUGCAUGUUUAGAAACUUUAGCAGACCCUGUCUUUUACCAAAUAUUCUUUCUUAACUGUGUUUAGUUGGCUUGCCAACCUAAGUAGUGUCAAGCUCAAGGAUAAGUGGCAUAUUUGUGAUACCUUUUAUUUAUGGAUAUUCAAUUUUUAAGCAUAUUUAUAUUGUCGAUUGUUUCCCUUAGCACUCAGUUAAGUCCGUCAAGGAUGGCGACAAUAUGACUGUAAACCGUGGCUCCCUAUGUGUUUACUCAUUUAAUAAAUUGGAAGCGAAUAAGAUUCAUGGUCAGGCUUCGUUCUCUUCAUCUGAUGAUUCAGAUAUUAUGGAAAACAAUAAUAUAACUUCAGUUGAUGAAGAUGAUGAUCUACCUUUGUCUACAUUCCUUCCCUUGAAAUCAGAUACUUUGACCAAUAAUACAACUAUUAUUACCAAUCAUCAUUAUCAUAAUAAUGAUAAUAAUACUAACAAUAGUAUUCAUGAUGAAAAAAAUUUCAUACCAUUUUGUCCAUGUACAAAACCUGCAGUUCUAGAUGAUCCACGUUUAGAUGGAUUAUUUUGUUCACCUGAAUGUCUUAUACGUGCAUGUCAUGAAGCAUUUGAUGUAUGGUUAAGAAAUCAUCAUUAUAUUAAAAAUAAUUCUAUAAUUUAAGUAAUAGAAACGAAUGCAGAUGAUAGUUAUGCUUUCAUAGUAUUUGUUAUAAAUCUCAUUUAAAUGUGUACAUAUUUAUAAAUAUUGUUCGGAAUUACUUUUGCUAAUCAAUGUUGAAUCAAAUCAUAUAUAUAUAUAUAUAUAUAUAUAUAUAUAUAUAUAUAUAUAUAUAUAUAUAUAUAUAUAUAUAGGAUGUUUGUAUGAUUGAAAUGUGUACAGAUCAUUAUGUAGAAAGAACCAUAUUCUAAUGUUGUUCUCUUUUUUAUUAUUAUUAUUAUUAAUUAACAGCAUUUAUAUGAAUUGUGAAUAGGAAAUCGAUUUUGUGCACAAGAAAUAGUAGGGAAAAGAAGCAAAUCUAUGUAUGUAAUUAAACAAUAUAAUAUCCGAGUAAAAUAUUCAAUGUGUGCUUUUUUUUUAAGAAGAAAGAUAUCAGUAAUUCAUUUGUUUGAGCUGCUUAGUUUAAAGAAUAAAUAAUGAAGUCAAUUGAAGUACCGAAUUGCGUAAUUAGUGUAUGAAAAUAUACUUGUCAUUGUACUGAUUAUAAGUUCUUCUUGUAAUUGACUUAACAAGGAUAAUUACCCUUCUUUUUUGUAAGAUGUCCUAGUUUAUUGAUAAAAUGACUAGGAUGGAUGAUAUGAUUAGGUUUUUAAUGUUUAAUCAUUGGAUCAGUUCUUAAACUUCAUUUGAAUUAGUCAUAAAAGACAGAACUAUCAACUGUCAUUCAGUGUGAAGUGGUUGUUGGCUUAUCUCGUUGGUAUUUCUUUACUAGAUUUUGAUCAUUCAACAAUGAGGUAAUUUAAAAACCAUUACAAAUGGGAAUAAAAUACAUAAAUUAUUAUAGAUAUGAGUAGUUGGUUAUAUGGACUCAGUUGAAAACGCGAUGAGUGUUUGAAGUAAAUGGUCCUGAAUUUGUGCAC